Adineta steineri is the source of this 657-nucleotide messenger RNA. The record is from the annotation of a GenBank genome assembly. Lineage: Eukaryota; Metazoa; Rotifera; Eurotatoria; Adinetida; Adinetidae.
AUGACUUGGAGCCAUCAAGAAUAUAUUAUUGCUGGUUUUAGUAUAUCUUUUGGUAUGGCUGUUGUAAUCUUUGCUGUUUUAUUCUUUCUUAUACGCUGGCGUUCUAGAACAUUUUAUCGUAUGAUUGAAGUAUUGUUUUCAAUUAAACACUAUGAAGCAACUCUAUCUAACAGCAGAGAAUUUCUUGAUAUUUAUGGUGUACAAAUUGAUUUGCCAGCAACUACGUUUGGUUUUCUACCUGCUCUGGCCUUACUUAUUAUGGCAACAGCUGUCUUAACAGCAACAUUUGUUCUUUUCAUUUCUGAACUUAUUUUAAUUAGUCAUUAUGUGGCGCCGAAUAGUAAAUGUCCAUCGGAUGCUGAAAUGGACUGUUAUACAACUAUUAAUAAUACAUAUUUUUUUUGUAAUUCAUCUGAUACAAGAAUUGAUACGUCACUAGGAAGUCUCGUUUGUUAUCGUUGGAUCAAACAAAACAUAGGAACUGUAGAUAUACUAAAUCAAACUGGUCUAUGUGGUGGAUUACUUCAAGUAUUUGGAUGAUUAAUAAAUCCAAUACCGGAUACAAUCGGAUUCCGGACAAUAAAUCUACAUAGAAAUUCGACCGUAAAAUUCUAUUUUACUAAUUGGUUACUAAUUAAUGUCUGGGGACAUUAUUAG